AUGCAUCCUAACAUAGUCGCCUGGAUGGGAACACUGGGGUUCCUGAUGUGGGCGCUGCUCUGCCUGGGUCCUCUGACGGAAGGAUACCCCGUAAAACCCGAAAACCCCGGCGAGGACGCACCCGCCGAAGAACUGGCCAAGUAUUACUCCGCCCUGCGACACUACAUCAACCUCAUCACAAGACAGAGGUAUGGGAAGAGAGCCAGUCCUGAGACUUUGGACAGACUGAUCUCAGAUCUGCAACUGAAGGAGAACGCAAACACCCUUCCACAGUCCAGAUAUGAUCCGUCGUUGUGGUGA
This is a messenger RNA of Lampris incognitus (smalleye Pacific opah), 300 nucleotides long. RefSeq names its product neuropeptide Y (gene npy). The coding region runs from base 1 to 300 and encodes 99 amino acids. Gene Ontology annotation, cellular component: extracellular region. NCBI's taxonomy places the organism in Eukaryota, Metazoa, Chordata, Actinopteri, Lampriformes, Lampridae. The transcript is spliced from 3 exons. The record is from RefSeq and is a predicted model, not a curated record. Gene Ontology annotation, molecular function: neuropeptide hormone activity; neuropeptide Y receptor binding. Gene Ontology annotation, biological process: feeding behavior; neuropeptide signaling pathway.